AUGGGUCUUCUGAAGAUCUUCACAAGAAGGUCAAGCAAAUCCAAGCUGCAGGCACAUGAUAAACAGUCUCGCUUGGAGACGCCACCGCAAGAAUCCCGAAACAUACGCCAACAUGAGCCGGGCGCUCCAGAGAUAUCGAGUGCAUCACAGCACCAGCCAGAAAUGGUCCAUACGUUCCCAGACCAGCCAGAUCAUUCCGAGACAGAGGACUCAGUCUCUGCCCCGGCUCCUUUUGUUCCUCGCCACCCAAGUCUUGUAGUUGAAGACCGGCCACGGACUGCAACCAGCAUUCGCAGUCUGAGUCGAGACUGGUCGCAGUUUCCAGCUCGUCCGAAGCGGGAGCCGAGGAGACCUCCAGUGUCCUUUAGGAAACCCAGUUCUUUGGUCUCGAUGUCCACUGCCUAUCAAAGCUCAGCCCAAAUUACGGAGAACGAGAGCGACAUCAACUCUCUGAUAAAAUUGCGCAGAAACAACGGUUCGAGAUCCAGCCUUGGUAGUAUAAAGUCGAAGGAUAUCCUUGAUGCUCAAGACGAGAUACGUCCAACCGACUUUCGAAGCCGGGUGUAUGCGACUGGGUCACGGGAUUACGGUGAGGAUGUGGCAGAUCGCAACAUCACACGACAUAGGGACGGCAAUAUCAGUCCUACACCAGACCCCAUGCGGAUGAGCAACCGCACAAAAUCUCUCAAUUCCUCUAGCUUAUUCCCUCAGGUGACUCACUCCUAUGAUUUGAACCAAGGUCCAGCCCUCGCGUUGAAGGUUGCGCCUUCACCAGAGCCCAUGGAGCUGGGCUCAUUUUCGAGUCGGAACAAAAGGCGACUGUCGCUCAAUACCUAUGUCCCUAGCGGCAUGGUAUCUCCACAUACACCGAAACCCGUCGCUGCGACUUCCGAUUUGAUGGAAGACGUUGCCUCCAAAGACUUUGCGUCUUCAGCUGAAAAUCUCGGGACCGAGACUGUGGCUCGACGAAAAGAAGUGUCGCCAACAUUCAAUUUCUCUCGUCCAGGGUCGCCCCGAAACCCGCAGACCACAAAUAUGCAAGGCACAAUGCCACUUUCGCAUACCAGGGACCCUGUCUUUGACGGCAAAAUUGCUGAGGUUUUAGCAUCCGACAAUGUCAGCUCUUCUGACUUGUCGAGCCAUCAGCGGACGUCAAACCAGAGUUUUGGUCGUGUUUCCCUCCCUAGGUCACCGGGAAGGCAAAGCUACCAAACACUCAGAUCAUCCCUCGCUUCUUCCAUACCAAGUCGCUACCCGUCGACCGAUAUGACACCACUUGGUCAUCCAAGCACUAAGCAUGCUGAUGCCCAUGCCGACACAAACGCAGUCAGUAGUUUCGAUUCAACAAGCGGGAGAACACAGUCUGCAUCCCACUCCAAUCUCUUUUCCGCAGCCAGUGGACGAUCUCACUCCAGGCACACAGCAAACACAUCCCUUGAUUCCAAGAGCGCGGAGAGCUUCAUCACGGCGAGCAACGGCCAGCACGGCAGUGAAUGGUCCCCGGCUACGAACCGAUCCGCAGGAUUCAAUAUUGACGAUUAUGUCUCAUCGGAUGAUGACUCCUUCACCACCACGAGAAAGAGAGCCCGCCCUUCCGGUCAAGACGAGGAAGACUUGCUGUUUAAGGGUGGUUACGGAAUCACGGGCGCAGCGCUGCCGGGCUUGGAGGCUCUGGGAGAGGAGGACGAAUACUCUCAUACAUUGACAAGGAGUACCAGGAGUAACUCUGCGUCGUCGGAUAGUUCUGUCGCUGUUGCACUGAGUCCCAAAGACACCCGGUUUGGAAUGUCUUAUGAUCUACCUCCAACGUUACGUCAUGUACGGAGCGACCCCGAGGAACUCACCAUGAGCACCUUUGGAAGGGCUUUGAUGCGGAAUCGAAUGAGGACAUCGACGGCCGAUGUCUGGGCAGCAGAGGAAGAAGACUCAAAUCCAGCGGUGGACCUGGAAGAGUCUUAUACUCCAUCUAUGAGCAGCAGUGAGAGCGAUGAUCCUCACUCCGACGCGGACGCGAGGUCUACGGUGGGCAGCCUUGGGGGCUUUCGACCACAUCGAAGUGAAAGCAGCUUCAGCGUGUACUCCACAGGUGGCACUGUCACGACAAAUAUCACAGGCGGUGCCAAAGUACUAGAAAGAGAUACAUACGACGAUGUUCGCGCUCCCCGGAGAGGCUUGAAGCGACUGUCGGCACUUGGGACACUCUAUGGAAGAAGCAUGGGCUCUUUCAGCUCCUCGGAUAGGAGGCCUGCCACAGCAUCAGGUGGCGCGAUCAGAGAGGAGACGAAACCAAGCGACAUCAUCAGACGGAGGAAAGAAGACAAGACAAGGAAAAGAGCGGAUCAUGGGUUGAAGAGUAUUCGGGAAAAGAGAAUGACCGAGGCUUUUGGUCGCCCGGAUAAUGAUGGAAUAGCAAGACUGAGGGAACACUUAGAAGACGAGGAGGAAAUGUGGGAACGGGAAAUCUAG
This is a messenger RNA of Diaporthe amygdali, 2466 nucleotides long. RefSeq lists its product as uncharacterized. The record is from RefSeq and is a predicted model, not a curated record. NCBI's taxonomy places the organism in Eukaryota, Fungi, Ascomycota, Sordariomycetes, Diaporthales, Diaporthaceae. The transcript is spliced from 3 exons. The coding region runs from base 1 to 2466 and encodes 821 amino acids.